AUUCUUAAAGCUACCCCUGAUGUAAAAUAAAUUGUAUACGAAAAUGAUGUUCAUAUAGGUUCUUGAAUAAAAACAUUAAAAUGGGAAUAAAAACACCAUUGAGAAAACACCAAAACAUCGCGAGAGUUUGGUGAGAAAACGGACUGUCAAGCUUUCUUAACAUUACUUUUUACUUUCCGUUUUUUGUUGCUUUACUUCGGACUUUCACGUCUACAGCAGCGGUUAAGCUAUCAUCAAAUUCAGUGAAAAUACUUUGUUAGAGUCUGUGGGUGUUUUUGCGGGAAUAAGAGUAAGCAAAGCUAAUAACCUUAUUAUUAGCUGGUUUUAGCAUCCUUCUCUGGCUGUGGAAGUACACUUUCCUGCACAUUUCUUGUUUGUUUUUUAAGCCAAACACACAGGGACCAGUCAUAUUUGUCUAUAUUUGAUCGUGUUAUGCGUUAAAGACACCAUGAUAGCCGGCUCAGCUGCAUUAUGUUCAGACUGACUGGUGUUUUCAGAGCAGUACGCAGGACGGUCUGCAGUGGCGUCGACGACAUGGCGAAGGGCAGGUUUUUCUACGCUGUGAAGAAAGGCUUUAAACCAGGAGUCUACAGCACAUGGGAUGAAUGUAAGAACCAGGUGGACAAAUUCCCGGCCUCCUCCUUCAAGAAGUUUGCCUCAGAGAAAGACGCCUGGUCGUUCUUCAGAGGAGUUGACCCUACUCCCCCUUCAGCGGUGAAGAAAGUAUCUCAGAGCGUGGAGUCGGCCGUCGCUCUGCUUCCUCAAAGACGUCCGGAGGCCCUGCAGUACAUCCCUCUCGGUAAGAAGAGAUGUCACUCGGAUGAGGCCGCACAGACACCUCCCAAACGAGUCAAAGCGUCAGGAAGCUUGUCUUCAGAAAGCUUGUCUUCAGAAAGCUCGUCUUCAGGAAGCUCAGACGGAUUCACUUACAUGGGUGAUGCUGUGGUGGUUUACACUGACGGCGGCUGCACGGGAAACGGACAGAAAGGAGCAAAAGCCGGCAUCGGGGUGUACUGGGGCCCCAACCACCCACUAAAUGUCGCAGACCCUCUGGAGGGAAGACAAACCAACCAGCGGGCAGAAAUACAGGCAGCCUGCAAAGCGCUAGAGCUAGCCAAAGAGCACAACAUAAAGAAGUUGGUCCUCUACACCGACAGCAUGUUCACCAUCAACGGAGUGACCAGCUGGGUGAAGACCUGGAAGCUGAACGGCUGGCGGCUGAAGUCCGGAGGUCAGAUCACAAACAAAGACGACUUUAAGAAGCUGGACAAGCUGAAUGCAGAGGUGGACGUGGUCUGGUUGCAUGUCCCGGGUCACUCCGGCUUCAGGGGAAACGAGGAGGCCGACCGACUGUCGAGGGAAGGCGCGCUGAAGCCUCUACCGAAGCAGCGGUAGCUCAAAGAAAGAGACUCUUAUUUUGAAGGGAUUCGCUGCAGGACAGUUUGGUCAGUUUCUCUCCGAGGACGUUUUUCUGUUAAAUAUGGAUUUUAAUUAUUAUUCUUUUGCUCUGAAUAAAGUUGAUGCUUCAUCAGAA
Molecule: messenger RNA, 1534 nt
Organism: Eleginops maclovinus (Patagonian blennie)
Lineage: Eukaryota; Metazoa; Chordata; Actinopteri; Perciformes; Eleginopidae
Gene: rnaseh1
Product: ribonuclease H1
Exons: 8
Coding region: 472-1395 (307 amino acids)
Biological process (GO): DNA replication, removal of RNA primer
Molecular function (GO): RNA-DNA hybrid ribonuclease activity; nucleic acid binding; magnesium ion binding
Source: RefSeq, a predicted model, not a curated record